Molecule: messenger RNA, 1899 nt
Organism: Helianthus annuus (common sunflower)
Lineage: Eukaryota; Viridiplantae; Streptophyta; Magnoliopsida; Asterales; Asteraceae
Product: pantothenate kinase 1
Exons: 10
Coding region: 244-1410 (388 amino acids)
Biological process (GO): coenzyme A biosynthetic process
Cellular component (GO): cytosol; nucleus
Molecular function (GO): pantothenate kinase activity; ATP binding
Source: RefSeq, a predicted model, not a curated record
AAACAGGAAUUCAACAAAGUCAAAAUUGGAAUGUCAUCUCCAAAUCAUGUUUCUUAACGACGACUGCUCGCAAAUCGACAAAUGAUCUACCAGUAUCCCAACUCCCAUAAACUUCUACCAAAAUAUUAUAUUAUAUAUACACACACAUCCCCUGAUCGAAACCAUGAACGAUCCGUUCACCUAAUUUUCACAAACCCCUCAUAAUAUUCGCUCUCUGUUGCGUCUAAUUUGGGGGUGAUAACGAUGGAAGACAACACAAUUCAGGAUCUCACAUUGCUAAAUUCACCUGUAGAUCAAAUCUCUCAUCUUGCUGUUGAUAUCGGAGGUUCUCUUAUCAAGAUGGUGUAUUUCUCUACUAACAGAGAAAAAUCUGUAGAUAAAACACAAAAUAAUUCUUCUAAAGAUAAUCUUCUUAGUGGAAGACUCUACUUUUUAAUGUUUGAAACAAGCAAGAUCAACGAGUGUCUCGAUUUUAUUUCAUCAAAACAGCUCCAUUGUAGAGGUGUUCAGCAUCAUGGGUUCCCAGCCAGUGACAAGAAUACUAUUAAGGCAACGGGUGGAGGGGCAUUUAAAUUUGCAGAUCUAUUUAAAGAAAAGCUUGGUAUUAGCCUUGACAAGGUAGAUGAAAUGAGCAGCCUUGUAUCAGGAGCAAAUUUUCUUAUAAAGUCAGUGCCAUCUGAAGCGUUCACAUACGUGAACGGCCAGAGGAACUACGAGCAGAUUGACCACAACGAUCUAUAUCCAUAUCUCCUUGUUAAUAUUGGAUCUGGUGUAAGCAUGAUAAAGGUUGACGGAGACGGAAAGUAUGAACGCGUCAGUGGAACGAGUGUCGGUGGGGGCACAUUUUGGGGUUUGGGGAAGCUUUUAACAAAGUGUAAGAGCUUUGAUGAUUUGCUGGAGAUGAGUCAUCAGGGAAACAACAGAGUGAUUGAUAUGCUUGUUGGAGAUAUAUAUGGUGGAUCGGACUACCUAAAGAUCGGCCUAACGUCAACGGCUAUUGCGUCUAGCUUCGGGAAAGCAGUGUCAGAAGACAAAGAGCUUGAAGAGUACCGACCCGAAGAUGUAGCAAGGUCCCUCUUGAGGAUGAUUUCCAACAAUAUCGGACAGAUUGCGUACUUGAACGCACUUCGAUUCGGUCUCAAAAAGAUAUUCUUCGGGGGAUUUUUUAUACGUGGUCAUGCUUACACCAUGGACACAAUAUCCGUUGCAGUUGAUUUCUGGUCUAAAGGCGAGGCAAAAGCAAUGUUUCUGAGGCACGAGGGAUUCCUCGGGGCGUUGGGUGCAUUUACGAACUAUCAACUUGUUGAAGAAUUCCCUUGCACAGAUGCAGGGCAUUAUAACCGAAACCCGCUUGUUGAAGAUUUAAACGAUAAUGGAAUUAUCGAAUGCUGUUUACGGGCCAGCAACUGAAAACAGGUAAUAUAGUUAAUCACAUUUUAAACCAAGAUCAAAACUAACUUCUUUUCCAUUUGUGAGUCCUGAUUAAAUUAUGUUUUAUGAUAGUGUAUCCCAAUUUAUUUUUAAAAGAGUGUGUGUGUGUUGUGCUAGUUGAUGCAUUUAUGUUAGUGUACUUUGUACUUAUGUUUCCAUGAAUAUAACCAUAGCAACAUUGACAGGUCUUUAAAGUUGUACCAGUGAACCGUAAAAGUUUGUUUUAUUCAAAUCUUAUGAUUGCAUCCCAUGUGACUCUCAACUUGACUCAUGAGGGUUACAAAUUGCAUGAGUGUAUUGAUUUAUCAAGGAAUUGUGAGUUGGAAUCUUGCAUAUUUUGAGGCUAAUGAUUUUAUGAACAUGUUUGGAUUCUCUCUUUCAUAGAAAACUCAUAGGUGAAUAGGUUAUUUUGUAUUUACACUUGAUUUUUAAAAAGUUUAUGUAAGAAUAUGUGCCGUAUGUGUAGUA